ACGGGAAGAGCUCUCACUCUGCGCCGUUUUCUUUCUGCAGUAGAGUAAAAUGUUAAGUAGAAAUUCCGUUUAUCAGCGCUACAAGAAAAAGCAGCCAGUGACCAAGUCGUAGCCGCGUAUCAAAUCCUUUGUCGCCUCAUCAAACGCCUCGUGACGCCGUGCGUUUCCGGCCGCGUGACGCCUCUCGACGUGAUACACGAUCUUCGUUCUUCACACACGCCCAGCCUCAGCACCAGCGCAUCUCCACGGGGCUCCACGCCGCCGACCCCCACCCACCCCAUCGCCAGAAGCCACGAGAGGGACGAGGCCGUGGCGCUGAGGAACCUGGUUCUUCUCGCGUGGAGCAGGCGCGUCGCGGUCCGUAAUGUCUUUGGGCCCGGGCCCCCUCUCGCCAUGCCCGCCGCCGAACGCUCCCCCCCGCCGAGGCCGCUGCUUCUCCUCCUGCCGUCGUUGCUUUUGAUCUGGUGCCUGGAUGGGGCGGUGGGAGCGGCGGCAGCAGCGGCGGAGGAGGAGGGUGGCGGCCUGCCCUCCUCCUCCUCCUCCUCCUCAUCUCCCGGGGACAAUGGCCUCGCGGUCGCGGACCCCCCCGCCGCCGAAGCGACCGGCCCGGGGCGGCUCGUCAGCCCCUCCGCUGCGAUGGAAGAGCCCCAGUUUGCCCUGAAGGUCCUCGUGAAGGACCAGGUGACCCGGCAGCCGCUCCCGGGGGCCUCAGUGGACGUCUACGUCAACCACACCCUGAGGAGCUCCUCCCGGACCGGGCCGAGCGGGGAGGUUCUGCUCUGGGUAGCGUACAGUCCAGGACUCAGUCUGACUCUGCUGGGCCACAUGGGGGGCUACGUCCCCACGCCCCUCCCCUGGAGCACCGCCAAGAGGCCGAUCUUCUCUGCUGUGACGCUGCUGCUGCUCCCUCACAGUCAGGGCGACAUCUGGCUGUUUGAAGACGCCGUGCUCAUCACCGGCAAGUUCCCCGACCGCUCGUCCCCGCCCAGGGUUUGCUUCCCCAAGGACCUCCUCGCCAUCUCCGACAAGAGCAACGUCUCCACGGUGACGGCGUACCUGACCGUACCGCGGCAACACCUGGACUGCGCCAACUGCACGCCGGGCAUCGUCAGCAGACAGUCGCCAGUCAGAAGCGUCGCGCUGAAGGCGGUGGCAGCGGUCAGCGUGCUGCUGUACUCCGGCGGGGAGGAGCUGCAGGUCCGGGGGCCCAUUCAGAUCAGCCUCCCCCUGAGACACAGCUCGCGCCUGAGGGCCUCGGACACUGUGCCGGCCUGGGCCUUUAACCUGCAGACAGGAGCCUGGGAGAAUCAGGGUCUGGGGAUAGUGAAAGCUGUGGGGGAGGAGCUGGUUUGGACCUACACCGCCUCCCAUCUGGGCCACUGGAUCGCGGCCCCCCUGCCCUCGUCGAGCGGACGUGGAUUCUCCAUUGACUUUGUGUCCUACCACACGUACCUGCUGAUGGGGAUACUGGGAGCAACGCUGGCCGUAGCGAUCGCAUUCCUCUCCUUGCUGCUGUGUCACUGCAGGAGAAGUUCUCAUCGACAGCCCAGGGGGAGGAGAGCCCGUUUUUCCAAACUCAGCGUGGUGAAAAAAGACCAAACCACCUCCACCCACAUGGAAGAGGGUUUGUUGUUCCGCUCUGGCGACAACAGCCUCGCUUCCUGCAGCGUCCAGUGCGACCCCUCGUCCACGCCGAGGCACAAGGCCACCUACAACAUCUACGUGGAGGAUCCGGGGAGCCGGCCGACGGCUCCGCUCUACGAGAACAUCGCUCUGGACCGCCUCAAAGGCUCCCAGCCGCCGUCGCACUACAUCAACGGCGAGGAGGUGGCUCGGCUCCGGGAGAGGUCGGCCAACAUGAACUCUGACAGCUUCUUUCAGGAUAAGAUGGUCCAUCUUUACAGCCAGCCGGCGGCCGUUGCUCAGGCGCCAGGUGCCCAGGAGCCGCCGGGCUGCAAGGCCGCUACUUUCCCCCGCAACGGAGGCGAGUACGAUCCCCACUCGGAGCAGACGCUGCCCAAAGUCCCUCACCACCACCCCCAAGGUGGCGGCGGCCAACAGCAGGGCAGCCAAGAUGAGCCCCAGCCGCUGGAGACCCCUCCCCAGGGCCAAGGCCCCAACGGCGCUUUGUGGGGGCGCUACAACAACCUCCUGGAAUCCUCCGUCUCAGUGCCCGGGACCCUCAACGAGGCGGCCGGCCGGGGCAAGUCUCACCCGAGGGCCUGGUUCGUGUCUCUGGACGGGAAGCCGGCCGCCCAGGUCCGCCACUCCAUCAUUGAGCUCCAGAACCGCCGCCGUCCGGCCAGCAGCAACGACACCAGCCUGGACUCGGGGGUGGACAUGAACGAGCCCCUGCAGAGCAUCCGCGAGAUGGAGCGCGAGCGGCGGGCGACCAGGGCCUCCUCCCUGCCGUACCACGGCCGGGGGCCGCGUUACGGCGAAGACCAGGACCUGAGCAGCAGCGAGAGCGGCACCACGGCCACCUGCACGCCGGAGGACCCUUCCCUGAGGAACAUUCUGGACGGGAGCAGCGGGGCCAUCCCCAACAUCCCCGAGGAGCGAGACGGGAUGGACACGUCCAGCGCCCAGGAGGACAGCGAGUCGAGGGAAACCCCGCCCCCGCGCCGCCUGAGGAAGGUGAGGGAGAAGGGGAAGACGGACAGGAGGAGCGCCAAGCACGUCCGCGAGGCGAGACCGCUGACCAAGAGGAGCUAAAGCCCGGCGCUCUGAGCGGGGACACGCGCUUAUCAUCGGUGUUUGAGUGAAACGUGUCCUCCAGACCCCCUUUUUACUACUCGUGCUCACGCAGGCAUCGUUGUUGUUGUUGGGUCACGUGGUUGUACAACUGUGCCAAAGAAUUCACGCGCUAGCUCAAGAAGCACCGCGGCAUCUGUGUCACGUCGAAGCACCAUGUAGCUGCACCACGUUCUCUCAUCUUCUCGCGACCCGGAGGUCACCAGCGAGGUCACCAGCCGGUGUGAUAGAAUUUCGUCCAAUGUGGUGAGUUUGCAGAUACGGGGCGAUGUGUAGUGCACUUAUCCUCACCACCAAUGCCUGCCGUAAAUGAAAUAAGGGAGGGAAGCUCCCCCCCCCGUGUGCACAACGGAGAUCUCAUUGGGAAUGUGCGAGAUGUGGAAUUUGUGGAAUCUUUCUGCCUUCCACCGACUCCGAUGGAUUAUUGGACUAAAACGCGGUCGUACGUCGUGAAGCAAAGCUGCCAUUUCAAAAGUUAGUAAAGUUUUCGAGCCUAUUGCUCUUCUAGAAUGCAUGAAUGUCUCCUCGCGUGUAUGAAAAUAUUUAGCUUUUUACCGUCGCGCUGACUUUAGAUCCUCGUAGCCGUUUGAUCGUCUGGUGAAUGAAUGUUUCAUUUCGUGGUCCUGGAAGGAGACGUAACUAACGGAACAAUAACACGCAGCUCAGCUCAGACCCCUUAAGUUACACAUUGUCUUUCUUUUAUUUUUAACAGUGCUGUCCUUUGUGAUUGUAUAACAUUAAUUUUGUGCCUGCAAACAUCUUAAUACUUUGACAAUAAUAGAAUUACUUCCUGACUUCAUGGUGUGUUUGGUUUUCUUGAAUAACAGAGAGAUAGUUUUAAUAGAUUUUUCAAUUGGAGCUUUUUAAAAUCCAAUUUUGUACAGACAUCCCCAGAGAAUGAAGCCUGGUCUGAUUUUAUCCUUUUCAAGUGGUUUUGUGUCAAAUGUUUCAUCAACUCUUAGAUGAAUUUAUGCCUCCUUCAGAAUCAGUUCUAAUAACUUUCAUUUUCCACCAUCAUCAGCGCAACAUUUCAACACUGUUAAACCAAUUUGAAACCAUUUCUUAAUCGGAAAUAUUCAUCUUUGUUAAACAAAAAAGCCCUUCAGGGGUCAGCAGCUUUUGUCUCAAAGUCAAAUAAUGCACACUACACUUUAACACUGUGCCCAUUCGUCACACCGGCACGUCGCACCGUCAGAGUGCAUACAGUGACGUCAUCGGCCGUACCCGCGGUUUGGCAAAACAUUCACCACAAACGUAGUUUUGCUAGCAAUAUUACCCAUCGAUCUAAACGGAACUGUACAGAAAGCGUUUUGCCAUAUUUAGUCUUCCAUCAUAUUGUACAUUUGUUCACUGAUUAGUUCACUUUGUGAAGUCACAAGACUUGUAGUCACGUUCACGUGUUCUUUUGUAUGUGUGCAGUAAAGCAGCACUACGUGUCGUGGCCGUGAUUUUACUUCUUUCUUUAAUGCAAAAGCCGACGUCUCGGAGCUGCGGUGAGUGAUUGACAGAUUACGACAUCAGCUUUUUUGACUCGACAUCCCCCCGACUAGUUCAGCGCCGAUCAUUCAGACGAAGGCCGCUUUCUCCCGCUGCUCCUGAACGCAGCACACGGCUGGUGACCUCUGAGCCAAUCCGAAGCCGCUGCCGCUGUCCAGCGCAGGUCUCGCUGAAUGUACCCGCAUUGACCUGAACGUGUUCUGUCGUGUGCUCUGCUCGUGUCUCGCCAUCGGAGCUCGAUGGUUUCACUUUUUCCCUGAAUGGGCUCCGCUAGUGUUCACCUGUGAUAAUGGUAGUGUUCUUAGUCUUUUUUUGUGCACUAAAUGAAUAAACUCACUUGAUACCAA
Gasterosteus aculeatus aculeatus (three-spined stickleback) is the source of this 4598-nucleotide messenger RNA. RefSeq names its product family with sequence similarity 171 member B (gene fam171b). NCBI's taxonomy places the organism in Eukaryota, Metazoa, Chordata, Actinopteri, Perciformes, Gasterosteidae. The record is from RefSeq and is a predicted model, not a curated record.